AAGAGGAGCAAAGAUGGCGGACAACAAAGGCCAAGAUUGUACGGAGAGCUCCGCAAAUAUGGAGGUAGAGGCGUCGGGGACGGAAGAAAACGGAGACGGUGGCGCAAAAGAGCCUGAGGCGGUUGUUUCAAUCGACACGGAGCCGAAAGAAGCAGCAGACGAGGCCAAAUCUCAAGAGACCGUUCCCCAGGCGCCGACGACAUCCAGCGAUAGCAGCAGCAGUGGCGGCGGCGGCGAAGCUACAGACGGGACCCCGAAUGCUGAAAGCGCGGAUCCUCCUCCUCCACCACCACCACCUCCGCCGCCGCCACCGUCCACCCCAGCGGACAGCACCGCAGCUGCCGCAUCACCCGCUGUGGUUACCGAGAUGUCGCCUCCUCCACCAGCAUCCACAUCUUCAUCAUCUUCCACCCCUGCCGCCCCGAUAAACCUGCUGGAUACGUGCGCUGUGUGUAAACAGAGUCUCCAGAACCGCGACUGUGAACCCAAACUCCUGCCCUGCUUGCACUCCUUUUGCCUCAAGUGCAUCCCACAGCCCGAUCGUAAGAUCACCAUGCCGGUGCAAGGCCCCCACGGACAGGACACUCGAAUCGUGAACGUCAUGCGUUGUACGGUGUGCCAUCAGGACUACAAACAGAUUGACAUGGUGGACAAUUACUUCGUCAAGGACACUUCAGAGGCCACAAACACGUCAGUGGAGAACUCGACACAGGUGUGCACCAGCUGUGAAGAUAAUGCCAGUGCUAUUGGAUUCUGCGUUGAAUGUGGAGAGUGGCUCUGCAAAACUUGCAUCGAAGCGCACCAAAGGGUCAAAUUUACCAAGGACCAUAAAAUACGCAAAAAAGAGGAAGUGUCUCCUGAGUCUGUUGGGACAUCAGGCCAGAGACCAGUUUUCUGUCCGGUACACAAACAAGAGGCCCUCAAGCUCUUCUGUGAGACCUGCGACACUCUGACCUGCAGAGACUGCCAGCUACUUGAACACAAAGAACACAGGUACCAGUUUCUAGAUGAAGCCUGUCAAAACCAGAAAGGCAUCAUUGCGACAUUCAUGACUAAGUUACAGGAGAAGAGAGGCUUAGUGGAGUACUCUGCAUCUGAAGUGCAAAAAAGACUCAAAGAAGUUGCUGAGACGCAUAAGAAGGUGGAACAUGAGAUAAAGAUAGCAGUCUUUACUCUUAUCAAUGAAAUCAACAAGAAGGGGAAAUCUCUGCUGCAGCAGUUGGAGAGUGUGACCAAAGACAGGAGCAUGAAGCUGCUGAGCCAACAGAGGGACAUCAGUGUUCUGGCCCAGCAGAUCAUCCAUGUGCUCAACUUCACCAACUGGGCCAUCACUAACGGCAGCAGCACUGCCCUGCUCUACAGCAAGAGACUGAUCACGUACCAGCUGCGUCUGAUUAUGAAGGCCCGUGUGGAUGCAGUACCUCCAGCUAAUGGAGCAGUUCGCUUCUUCUGUGACCCAACCUUUUGGGCCAAGAAUGUGGUUAACCUUGGCAAUCUAGUCAUUGAAAAAGUUGCUCCUACUGCUCCUCCGUCCAACAUGAUGGUCAAUCAGCAGAUCUCUCCCGGUCACAACCACCCAGGUAAGCACUCAGGACAGAUCAACCUGGCCCAGCUGAGGCUGCAGCACAUGCAGCAGGCAGCGAUUGCUCAGAAACAUCAGCAGCAACACCAACACCACCAACAACAACAACACCAACACCAACAACAGCAGCAGCAACAACAACAACAACAACAACAACAGCAGCAGCAACAACAACAACAGCAACACCAGCAACAAAUUCAGCAGCAGAUGCGCAUCGCCUCUCAGAUGUCCCAGCAUCCCAGACAAGGAGCUCCACAAAUGAUUCAGCAACCUCCUCCGAGACUCAUUAGUAUGCAGGCCCUCCACAGGGGCGGAGUUAAUGGUUCCUCCCACAUGUUUCCGCCUCAUCACCUGCGCAUGGUGUCAGCGCAGAACCGCAUGCCUUCUGCUCAACCUCGACUCAAUGGCCAGCCAUAUCCCAUGAUGCAACCUCAACUUCAGAGACAGCACUCUAAUCCUGGGCAUGCGGGUCCAUUCCCUGUGGCGUCGCUACACAACAUUAGUGCUGCCAACCCCACCAGUCCCACCAGUGCCAGUAUGGCCAAUGCCCAUAUGCACCGCGGCCCCUCCAGUCCUGUUAUCACCCCUAUAGAGCUCAUACCGUCAGUCACCAACCCUGAGAACCUGCCCUGCCUACCCGACAUCCCUCCUAUUCAGCUUGAAGAUGCCGGCUCUAGCACACUGGAUAAUAUCCUAAGUCGGUAUAUUUCUGCUAAUGCAUAUCCUACUGUCGGACCCACAAACCCAUCGCCAGGACCUUCCACACAUUCUCCGGGAUCGUCAGGUUUAUCUAAUUCUCACACUCCAGCUCGUCCAUCCAGCACGUCAAGUACAGGCAGUCGGGGCAGUUCUGGAACCACAGUGGACCAGGUGAAGGUCAAACAGGAGCCAGGAGUUGAGGAAGAAUGUAGCUAUACUGGAGCAAACGUCAAAACUGAACGAACUAAAGAUGGCAGACGGAGCGCUUGUAUGAUGAGCAGUCCAGAAGGAAGUUUAACUCCCCCUCUCCCCAUCCUUGGCUCCGUGUCCACCGGCUCAGUCCAGGACAUUUUAAGGACACUUGGUGAAAACGUUAAAUCUGAACCACAGAGCGAUAACCUUUCCUCCUGCACGAACCCGAACUCCAGAGCAACUCUAACCAAUGGGACCAGCGGGUCGAAUGGAGGCCAGCGAGGCGGCACUACUAAUGCUAACAGUCAGACCACUGCGGGAAAGGAAGACGACCCGAAUGAAGACUGGUGUGCUGUUUGUCAGAACGGAGGAGAACUGCUGUGCUGCGAUCACUGUCCCAAAGUCUUCCACAUAACCUGUCAUAUCCCAACACUCAAAUCCUCUCCCAGUGGGGAUUGGAUGUGCACGUUCUGCAGAAAUCUCGCAAAUCCAGAGAUCGAGUACAACUGUGAUGACGAUCCACCCAGAAACAAAGAAAAAAAUGAGAUGGCAAUGAGUCCAGAAGAACAAAGGCGAUGUGAGCGUCUGCUGCUGCAUGUUUUCUGUCAUGAGCUCAGCACAGAGUUUCAAGAGCCCGUUCCUACCUCGGUUCCUAAUUACUAUAAAAUAAUAAAGCAUCCGAUGGAUUUGACCCUGGUGAAGCGGAAACUACAGAGAAAGCAUCCUCUGCAUUACAAGAGCCCUAAAGAGUUUGUGUCGGACGUGCGCCUUGUCUUUAGCAAUUGUGCCAAAUAUAAUGAGAUGUCUCGAAUAAUCCAGGUUUAUGAUGAGGAGAAACAGAGUAAUGUCCAGGCCGAUUCGGAAGUGGCAGAAGCUGGAAAAGCCGUGAGUCUGUACUUUGAGGAGCGAUUGCUGGAGAUUUUUCCAGAGCAGACGUUCCCGGUGGUGAUGGAGAAGGAAACUCAAAUCGAGGCCGAAAAGGAGGAUUCGGACGACUCCGAUGAUGACAUCAUACAACCCAAACGCAAACGCUUAAAAGUGGACACAGAGAUGCUGCUGCACAUCAAGUGAGGAAGAAGAUCAUGAGGAAACGUCUGAAAGAAAUAAACCGUCUUCCUCUCAAGCUCAGUCUUAUUCUGGAGUAGGAUAAUGCUGGAACUGAUGAUUCGUUUGCUUGAUGUUCUGCUCAGAAACGCUGUCGAUUGGUUGUACAUAUUGCUUGAGACUUUUCAACCCUGCAUUGUGGACACUGGACGAACAGUUGGGUGCGGAUAAAGAUGCUUGUACAGAUUUAAACAGUCUCGUUUUGGUCUGAUUUAGUAAAUAUCAAGCUUUUCUUUUCUUUGGUUUUUCUUAAACCGAGCUAUUAUUAUUAUUAUUAUUAUAUUUGUAAAUCUAUUGUCAAUGAUACUUUAUAAAUGAUAAACUCUUCUCUCCCCUUGGUUGUAUGAUAAAGUUUAUCAUAUAUGGUCCACCUGAUUCCUUUGCAUGUGUAUUUUCUUAUUCCUGCAGUUGAAAGAUCCCUUCGACAGGAGAAGGUUUUAACUUUAUUUUCAAUAAAACGGUGAGCUCUGGA
Molecule: messenger RNA, 4049 nt
Organism: Danio rerio (zebrafish)
Lineage: Eukaryota; Metazoa; Chordata; Actinopteri; Cypriniformes; Danionidae
Gene: trim33
Product: tripartite motif containing 33
Biological process (GO): protein ubiquitination
Cellular component (GO): nucleoplasm; nucleus
Molecular function (GO): zinc ion binding; ubiquitin-protein transferase activity; ubiquitin protein ligase activity
Source: RefSeq, marked validated